AUGGAGCCAUAUCAACAGUUCCGCCUCGGGACAAGGAUCGAAGCGCUCGCUAUCAGACGAGACCUCAAGCGCGACUACUUUUAUAACCGCCUCACUGACAUCCAACACUACUUCCCAACAGCCUGGGGAUUCAAAGUCAACAGCAUCAACAUCCUCUUCCUCGAAGACGAACACGAACAAUGUUUUGAGCCCAAGCGGAUCGCACACUACCCCAACGCCAUCAUCGACAUCGUCACAGCCAACAACAGUCAGGAAGAACAACCGCAACAAUCGUCAACACCAACCAGUCAUUCCGACGAGACUGACCUUCAACUUACAGCCGACCUUGACAACAGCAAACAAAAGGAUAUUGGCUCGUCAUCUCAACAUAACGUGGAUCAGUCCGUACCGACACUCUCUGUCCAGCCCAACACUGCAGUCACCACGCGUCCCCGACGCGCUACUUUUGGUGCAUCUUCACCACCUGUUCCGUUGCCUGAUUCCCUUAUCACCAAGUCUUCACCCAUUAGCAUGGACGCCCUCCUGGACAACCAACCCCAAGAACAAGAACAACAACAACAACUGCAACAGCAACAGCCAUACCAGACGACAAAACUCGUUCAUGACAGCAGUGCCCCAAAAGAAGAGCCUAACCACGACAAGGUUCUCCAACAGCAAUUGGCGGACAAUCAAUCGUCGCCCUCUUCUGAGCACUCUCACGAUGCUGACGACGAUGAACAACAAGGACACCACAUGAAGGAUCGCCCACAGGAACAAUAUCAGACCAUGGUCGAGCUAGUGAUGGCACAAAGGAAACUCGACGCCGCCUUCUUGCUGAACGAUGAACUGUACGAGUAUCCGGUCCCAAGGCUAUUUGUCCUCCUCCCACCGUCCUUCACAAACAAAAAUCCAAGCGGAGAGCCUUUGCAGAAUUUUCGACUGUAUUUUCUGUGCGAGUGUGGGGACCAAUGUGAAAAUCACAACAACAGCAACAGCAGUAACAAUAGUUCGACAGCGGAAUUCGGUGGCCCCUCCAACAAACCAACUACCAAGCCCACAACGGAACCACCAGGAACCAAUCCAAGGACGAUGGUGCACUUAGUCAAGCAUGGCGGAUAUGAAGUCUCGCGGACGGCGGAAUUUAUCGAAAAGUACGGAUCCUAUGUCCUCGGCAUGCUCGCUGUCCUCAAGCACUCGAUGGCGUUCACGGCAAUGAUGAGUCCUGAACUGAGCAUAUUUCACGAGCGAGGCGACCCUUCCUUCAAGACGACGGAGAACAUGGUCAGGAACACAGUAGCCGCUAUCAACACAACAAUCGAUUCUCUGGAAAAGACCCUGGGCAUUAACAGCGACCACGAUGCGACAACCGACAAAACCGACCUCGAUGCUUUUGGAGCCUGCGAGACCUUCAAGAAUCUUCGGACACUGGAUGGAGCAGAACAUCGACGGUUGGACACGUUCUUGCGCAGCCACAACCAUGAUGGGUUCCUGGGCGACUUGUACAGGACCACUAUGGAGACUGGCCGUGUCAAGUGGGUGUGCUUUGAGCAUUACCGGACGCUCUACUCCGUUUCCAGUAUGAACUCCUUCAUCGGGGCUGUCGAGGCCAAUGGCGGUGCAUACAGCCCUUAUCUCAGCAAGGCCGUCAUCAACCUCACCUCCACCGCUGCCGCCAAGGACUUUUUCGGGAAACUGGCCUCGCAAGCACUGGCACUGGACGAGCUCGAUAUUGCCCUCGACUGGAAGUUUGGAUCUUCCGACCUUGCCGCUCUUGCAAGUGCGGUCGCUCAAUCCAACUUGCGGGUUUUGAGAUUGGAUAUGAGAGACGACAAGGGCAAAAAGUCGGCAUUUGAGGGUAUGUCGCUUGGCAAGGGUCGAUACCACCCCUUGGUUCAGAUGGUCUCCAGUAAGAACCUUCGAGGCGUGUUCUUCUCCAAUGUUCACCAUCUCGGUUCUCGAGUGUCCGGGCUACCUCAGAACCACAUCACUAGCACUCUGCAACGCUUCCACCUUUUGAACGUCAUUGAGCCCGCGGAUCAAGUUCGGUUGGCCAACAUCCUCACCAGCUGCCCCUGCCUCGUCGACCUGAGACUCGGAUCGUUCUCAAGCCAGAGGACAAUGCAUCCAACCCUGUAUCACGCAAUGGCCUCGUUGAAGCGACUGAAAAACUCUCACAUCUACAACAUGGAUACAGGAUUGCCAGAUGCCAACGUUUCAGGCGACACGAGAAAGUUGGAAGACGCCUCCCUCUCCACUGAGGCUCUGAAGGGUCUGGUCAGAACGGGAUGUGUGAUGGAUCGCGUCAAACUCGAGGGCCUUAUUCAGGUGUCGUCGGGAAUUAUGGAGGUGCUGGUCUUAGAGUUUACGGAAAAGCGACGGGAGGUCGUGGAACUGUCACCAGCUCAUUACCGAGAAUUUGCCAACGUGCCCCAGCGCCAAUCGUUCACCGCACUCAGCCACGCUGCCCGCCCAUUCUCCAACUUGACACAUCUCCACCUGGGAACAAGAAUCACGGACGCUUCGAUCGAUUUACUGGCAUCGGUUGUCUGGAACUUGAGCCUUGUCCACUUUGGCGCCGAUGAGCACUCCAAGCGACUCCUCAAGUACGUCAACUUUGCAUCUCUCAAGUCGCUCAGUCUGACAGAUCUCACAGAGGACGAUAUGCAUCCCCUCUUUGAGGCCUUUCUGGACGAGAACCGCCCCUGCCAGCUCGACCGGAUGGACCUCAAGAUGACUGGCCAGAUUCGGAUCGUGCCGGAUCUGCUCCACAAGAUCCCACUGAGGCGACUGGAGCUGGCUGAAAUUCCUCGUGAAGGUAUGGCCAAAAUUAUGCCCAUCCUGAACCUCAGCCGGCUUGAGGUGUUGUCGACUCAGCUCUGUGGCGGAGUCGGAUUUCCUGUACAUCAAUACUACGACGAUAUCGAGUCUGCGUUGGCGGCGCGGGUGAAGCAGUUGGGGGACAACUUUUUACUGCAGUGCGAGAAAUUGAUCCCGGUCCCGUCCAGCACUUUGAGUGCUAGAUUAGAGGGAAGUGAGCAUCGACUGAAAGCGCAACAUAUUAUGUUCGUCAAGCGGGCUGAGUUGGAUAACCAACAUUGGCAUUCUAUUCUGUCUACUGUCUUUUGA
Linnemannia hyalina is the source of this 3105-nucleotide messenger RNA. The record is from the annotation of a GenBank genome assembly. Lineage: Eukaryota; Fungi; Mortierellomycota; Mortierellomycetes; Mortierellales; Mortierellaceae.